CAGGGGGGCGAAAAAAAGUCGAAACUUCUGACAUGAGCAAGCCGUCGAUGGCGGCGGCGGCGGCGGUAGCGCCGCGACAACCGGAUGGAGCAGAGAACGACACGAGGGGUAUUGGUAUCUCCAACUCGACCCACACCAUGGCAGAUGGCAAAACGAUUCAUUACUCAGCCGAGAGGAUCAUCGGCAAUGGAAGCUUUGGGGUCGUAUUCCAGGCAUCGAUCGAAGAGACCAAUGAAGUGGUGGCGAUCAAGAAGGUGCUGCAGGACAAGCGGUUCAAGAAUCGGGAGAUGCAAAUCAUGCGGCAGCUGCAGCACGACAACAUUGUCCAGCUCAAGCACUGUUUCUAUUGCAACGGCGAAAAGGUACUUCCCAUGUCACCAUCCCCGCCUUGGUCAUCGUCGUAUCCUUCCUCGCUUCCCACACGUAGCCCGACGAACUGUACUUGAACCUGGUCAUGGAAUACAUCCCCGACACAUUGUACGGCGUCGCGCGGCAACUCCAGCGCAGCAAGCAGCUCAUGCCGAUCGUACUGGUCAAGUUGUACAUCUACCAGAUCUGCCGUGCGUUGGGGUACACGCACUCGAUGGGCAUCUGCCACCGCGAUAUCAAGCCCCAGAACCUGCUGUUGAAUCCCACGACUCAUGUAGUCAAGAUCUGCGACUUUGGCAGCGCCAAGAUGCUCCAGAAGAACGAACCCAAUGUGUCGUACAUCUGCUCGCGAUACUACCGCGCGCCCGAGCUCAUCUUCGGCGCGACAGACUACUCCACGGCCAUCGACGUGUGGUCCCUCGGGUGCGUCUUCGGCGAACUGCUGCUCGGGAGCCCCUUGUUCCCCGGUGAAAGCGGCGUGGACCAGCUCGUGGAGAUCAUCAAGGUCCUCGGCACCCCCACAAGGGACCAGAUCGAAGCCAUGAACCCAAAUUACACCGAGUUCCAGUUCCCUCAGAUCCAGGCGCAUCCGUGGAGUAAGGUCUUUCGCAGUCGGACGCCCCCAGAAGCCAUCGACCUCAUCGCGAAAAUGCUCGAAUACGACCCCAUCAAACGUAUCAAGCCGCUGGAGGCCGCCGCGCAUCCAUUUUUCGACGAACUGCGUCAAGACCCGUCGAUUAGUCCGCUUGUGCUUCCCCAGAACGUGCCCCCGCCCGUGCUGUUUGACUUUACAUGGCAAGAGCUGAAAAGUGUGGACGUGGCGACGCGGGACAUCCUGGUACCCAAACAUGCGCGGACGGCAACCAACUGGCCGGACGUAGUUGGGGCAGAGGCGGGAGGCGGGGGAGGAGGUCCUCCGCCGGUGGACGCACCUGCCGACUCUGAACAACGUGAGUGAGUAGGAGCAAGUACCUGUAGCCCCCCUAGCAAUAUGACCAAUGUUUUAUACUACUACUCUAACGAUAUCAACCAGAAUCUCGGAAAUCUAGUAGUUCUAGGCUGGAAUACUAGUAGUAAUAAGUUACUACUAAUACUGCUAACCCUAUUAAUACAUAGUACUGUACAAUG
This is a messenger RNA of Aphanomyces astaci, 1497 nucleotides long. RefSeq names its product CMGC/GSK protein kinase, variant. Lineage: Eukaryota; Oomycota; Saprolegniomycetes; Saprolegniales; Verrucalvaceae. The transcript has 5 exons. Gene Ontology annotation, cellular component: cytoplasm. Gene Ontology annotation, molecular function: protein serine/threonine kinase activity; ATP binding. Gene Ontology annotation, biological process: protein phosphorylation; signal transduction. The record is from RefSeq and is a predicted model, not a curated record. The coding region runs from base 455 to 1327 and encodes 290 amino acids.